Strongylocentrotus purpuratus (purple sea urchin) is the source of this 1880-nucleotide messenger RNA. RefSeq names its product aqualysin-1. Lineage: Eukaryota; Metazoa; Echinodermata; Echinoidea; Camarodonta; Strongylocentrotidae. The transcript is spliced from 9 exons. Gene Ontology annotation, molecular function: serine-type endopeptidase activity. Bases 192 to 1352 code for a protein of 386 amino acids. The record is from RefSeq and is a predicted model, not a curated record. Gene Ontology annotation, biological process: proteolysis.
GCAAAGAUGUGAAGUCGGUAGUUUGAAUCUGUUCAUAAUAUAAUUAUAUGCUUGAAACAGUGUUAGGAUUAAUCGUGGAUACAUUAUUAGUCCGAAAUUGAAAGCAGCCUGCGCACGUUCGGGAUACGACUGCUGAGCCUACGAAUGAAAACGACAUUUGCUGGUGUAAUAAUUGUUCUUCUUAAAUAACGAUGACGUCAGCGAUGCGGGGUAUAAUCUUCAUCCUCGCAAUCUCUAUCUUGGUGUCUGGUGUGGUCGCUCGUCGAGCUUCUUUAUUUAGAACAAAGGACGCCAUCAAGGGACAGUAUAUUGUGGUCCUAAAGAAAAAUGCAGUGAUUCCCAGCGUUUUGCAGUCUCUUCGUGAAGAAUCCCAGCUGAAGAGAGUACCUUUCAGCAACCCCCUGAAAGAAUACAACAGAGUACUCAACGGAUUUGCAAUCUCUUUAUCCAAAGAGACAUUGGCAGCGGUGCGAGCCCACCCAUCUGUGAGGUACGUAGAGGAAGAUGGCGUAGCAUACGCUUCAGAGAUCUGGGGUCUUGACAGGAUCAACCAAAGGGAUCUUCCUUUUGAUGAUAGCUAUACUCCUGCCGGUAAUGGGAGUGGUGUGAAUGUAUACGUCCUUGAUACGGGGAUCAGAACCACUCAUGAGGACUUCGAGGGCAGGGCGGAAUUCAGCUAUGACGCCAUGAACUACGCUAUUGGUAAUGAUGGUGAUUGUCAAGGGCACGGGACUCACUGUGCAGGUACGAUCGCUGGUAAAAGAUACGGUGUCGCCAAGGGUGCUAGAGUGUAUGCCGUCCGAGUUCUUGGGUGUUACGGGUCAGGGUCAACAUCAUCUGUGAUCGAUGGCAUGGACUGGGUAGCUAGUAAUGGUGCACGUCCAGCCGUUGCGAGCAUGUCUCUUGGUGGAGGAGGUCUACGUGCUGUAGACGAGUCACUAGGAAACCUACACAGGGCAGGCGUAACAGUGGUGGUAGCGGCUGGUAACAGCGACCUCGACGCAUGCACCUCUUCUCCUGCCAGAGCUCCUGAGGCCAUUACAGUUGGCGCGAUCCAAGAUGAUGAUGCCAGGGUCUACUUUUCAAAUUGGGGCGCAUGCGUAGAUAUCUUCGCUCCCGGACGUGGUAUUCUGAGCGCUGACUACCGAUCCGAUGAUAGUUACCGAUCCCUGAGUGGUACCAGUAUGGCUUGUCCUCACGUAGCAGGUGUUGCCGCGAUCCAUGUUGGUUUGAAUCCCAACCUAUCACCUGAUAGCGUUCGUGACGUCAUCCUAGAAUCAGCUAGCAGAGACAAAGUCACUGAGCUACACGACUCGGAGAAUCUCCUUCUAUACGUUCCUAACGAAUCCUAAUGUUACUUAACAACGACCACAAAUCUGCACAAUACUUCAUUUAGCAUCCCAUAAUAUCUAUCAUUAAUCAUAAUAGAUGAUAUAUUACAAUUCCAAAUAGUCAUACAGAAAAACUACUAAUGUACAACAUUUUUUUAAAAAUUAAUUUCAGUUGGUAUAACUACAAUAUUUACCUAAUGCUUUUCACAAGUAUGUACUGAUGUGAAUUAUUACAAAUCAGAAUACAAGACAAAUACUGCCCGAAAAAGGAAUGCCCUUUUUAUAAUGUAAAGUGGGUUGUGGUAUUACAAUUUCAAUCAUAUUUUAUAUUUGCCGCAGAAUUAAUAUGUGUCAAUUGUUUGCUACUUUUAUAUCGUAAAUUGAGAUAAUCAGGUAACGUAACAUGCUAAAGGAGAUUAAAAAUAAAGAGCUUUAUUAUCAUCAAAUCAGAUGACUGACGAUUAAUUGUGUUUAUAGAGAUUUCGAUUGUGAAAUUGUCAUUUUACGAUAUGGCAGUAAAAGUUUGUUUAAUAAAUUACAUUCAAAUUA